This is a messenger RNA of Ilex paraguariensis (yerba mate), 1143 nucleotides long. The record is from the annotation of a GenBank genome assembly. Lineage: Eukaryota; Viridiplantae; Streptophyta; Magnoliopsida; Aquifoliales; Aquifoliaceae.
AUAUGCUCUGUUUUAGUUGAGACCAUUACCAGAAAAUGGAGGAUCAAGACAGUCCUCUUAGCUGGGGUUACUACUACAAGGAAGAGGGGAUUGAGGAGUUGAAGCAUUCUCUCUUGUACACAAGUCUAGAGCUAGAGGCUACACUCCUAUCUGCUCAUGAGGAGCUUGCAAGGAAAGAUGAUGAACUCAUGCAUUUCAAAACUCUUUUGACAAAUACCAUCAAGGAGAGAGACAAAACCCAGGCAAAAUGCCAAAGGCUAAUGCUGGAUAAACUCAUACUCCAACAACAAUUGCAACCAUACUUUCUACUGCAGCCAGAAUUGGCUAGCAUAGAAGGCGAACCGAGAGGCGGGGGUGAAUCCAAUACUCUGUUCUCUUCCUCAGAUUGUGAUGAACCCAUCACCGCAUCCCCGGGUAAGGACCCAAUUCCACCACCAGCAUUGCCGCCACCAGCACCAGCAGAAGUGGCAGAAAAAUUAGUACUCGAAAAGCGAUUGCCAGAGAAGGGAAAGUUUUUGGAGGCAGUACUGGAAGCAGGGCCACUCCUUCAAACACUUCUCCUGGCUGGACCAUUACCUCAAUGGCAGCACCCACCUCCUCAACUCAAUUCCAUUGAAAUCCCACCAGUCACCCUUUCUUCUCCAAAACCAAUGAUUUUGCACCAGGACUCGUGUGUGAGUUCAAGUGGUUGCUUCAACAAGAAGAGGGGUCAAGUGAACAGUGAAGGAUAUGAAUUAUCUCCCAAAGCAAAGAAUCAGAAGAUGGUUCACCAAUCAUCAAUGACCAACAUCUAGUGCUUCCCAUAAUUAGCUAAAAAAAAAAAAUCAGCAUGAAAUGGAUGGGUAUGAUGCACCUUUUCGUACGAUCCCGCGUCGGUUAAGUAUGAACUCAGAUGCGUGGAUAUAAAUUCGUAGACACCCUUUCUUUGUAAGCUGGUUUUCUACAACGAGUUAGUGUUACUGCUUGAACCAGUGUAGUAGUUUAUCUUAGAACCUAAGAAGCCUUAACUAAUUAUAAGAGAGAGAAAGAGAAGGCAUAAUCAUAGCCUUUUUAGCCUUUAGGUUGGAUGACUUUUACUUUUUCUUCUAUGUCUACUCUAAUUUCCAUUAAGGAGUGAAUUGGGGUUUUGAAUUCUUCAAAAUA